Lolium rigidum is the source of this 1542-nucleotide messenger RNA. RefSeq names its product ubiquitin receptor RAD23d-like. Gene Ontology annotation, cellular component: nucleoplasm; cytosol. The transcript is spliced from 12 exons. Gene Ontology annotation, molecular function: proteasome binding; ubiquitin binding; polyubiquitin modification-dependent protein binding. Lineage: Eukaryota; Viridiplantae; Streptophyta; Magnoliopsida; Poales; Poaceae. The record is from RefSeq and is a predicted model, not a curated record. Gene Ontology annotation, biological process: proteasome-mediated ubiquitin-dependent protein catabolic process; nucleotide-excision repair. The coding region runs from base 106 to 1338 and encodes 410 amino acids.
CUUCCUCCCUCUCCUCGCCAGUCGCCAAGUCAAGCCGAAAACCCUCGCGCGAGAGUCAUCACAGCUGCCGAGAGCGGGAGCGCGGCGGCGGAGGAGAACGGCGAGAUGAAGCUCAACGUGAAGACCCUCAAGGGCACCAGCUUCGAGAUCGAGGCGGCCCCCGAGGCCUCGGUGGGCGAGGUCAAGCGGAUCAUCGAGAGCGCUCAGGGGCAGAGCGUCUACCCUGCGGACCAGCAGAUGCUCAUAUACCAGGGGAAGAUCCUCAAGGACAACACCACUCUGGGAGACAACAAUGUUGCGGAGAACAGCUUCCUUGUUAUAAUGCUGUCCAAGCCUAAGGCCUCGUCUAGUGGUGCUUCUACUGCUUCAAAGGCGCCUGUUAGUCAGCCCGCUGCCCCUGCUGCUGCUUCUACUCCAUCUGUCCCUGUUGCCUCUGUUGCAAGAUCAUCACCUUCACAAGCACCUGUUGCUGCAUCUGAACCGGCGCCUCCCAGUGUGCAACCUUCACUUGAUCCAGCUGCUGCUGCUGUAACUGCAUCAGGUGAUGCUGAUGUAUACAGUCAGGCUGCAUCAAACCUUGUCUCUGGUGGCGGUCUAGAACAGACAAUCCAACAAAUGCUCGACAUGGGUGGUGGCACCUGGGAACGUGAUAUGGUUGUCCGUGCUCUACGUGCUGCAUAUAACAAUCCUGAGAGGGCUAUCGACUAUCUAUAUUCUGGAAUACCUGAGACUGUAGAGGCCCCACCUGUGGCUCGAGGACCUGCUCCAGGUCAACAGGCACCAAGCCUGCAAGCUCCAUCUCAGGCUCAGGCUGCACCUCUACCACCAGUUCAGCCAGCUGGUGGCGCCUCUGCAGGGCCUAAUGCAAAUCCUCUAAACCUUUUCCCCCAGGGUGUUCCAAGUGGUGGGUCCAAUCCUGGUGCUGGUGUGGGUGCCGGUGCCCUUGAUGCACUGCGACAGCUACCUCAGUUCCAAGCACUGCUUACAUUGGUUCAGUCUAAUCCUCAAAUCUUGCAGCCAAUGCUCCAAGAGCUGGGAAAACAAAACCCACAGAUCCUGCGGUUGAUUCAGGAAAAUCAGGCUGAGUUUCUCCGCCUGGUUAACGAAACUCCUGAGAGUGGUGCUGGCGCGUCUGCGAAUAUAUUAGGUGCCCUAGCAGCUCAAUUGCCACAGCAGGUUACAGUUACUGCAGAAGAACGGGAUGCCAUCCAGCGGCUCGAGGGGAUGGGGUUCAACCGUGAGCUUGUGUUGGAGGUCUUCUUUGCGUGCAACAGGGAUGAAGAGCUGGCUGCCAACUAUCUCUUGGAUCAUGGCCAUGAGUUUGAGGAUCAACAAUAGAUGGUUAGAUUGGCAUUACCAACGGAAGACAGACAGAAGCGGUACAGUUCAGUGUCCAUCUUAUUAAUAUCUUUGCUGCUGAGUACUACCAACCGUUACGUGCCCGCUAGUGCAAUGGUGCUGACUGUUUCACUUUCUUGUAUCCUGGAGAUGCUUUUCGAAGUACAUAUAUUAAUAUCAUAUUCAAACCUUAUACCGUGUGAA